This is a messenger RNA of Vitis riparia (riverbank grape), 1512 nucleotides long. Its product is annotated as glycerol-3-phosphate acyltransferase RAM2-like. NCBI's taxonomy places the organism in Eukaryota, Viridiplantae, Streptophyta, Magnoliopsida, Vitales, Vitaceae. Gene Ontology annotation, biological process: cutin biosynthetic process. The transcript is spliced from 2 exons. Bases 1 to 1512 code for a protein of 503 amino acids. The record is from RefSeq and is a predicted model, not a curated record. Gene Ontology annotation, cellular component: membrane. Gene Ontology annotation, molecular function: glycerol-3-phosphate 2-O-acyltransferase activity; phosphatase activity.
AUGGCUGUAACUACCUUUCCAACUGUGGACCAGUGUCAAUCCAUUGGCCGAGAAAAGCACACUGUGGUUGCGGACAUGGAUGGAACCUUGCUUAUUGGCAGGAGCUCCUUUCCUUACUUUGCUUUGGUGGCUUUUGAGGGGGGAGGUGUUCUAAGGCUGCUCUUCCUGCUCUUGGCUUCACCACUCGCUGGACUUCUUUACUAUUUUGUGUCGGAGUCUGCAGGAAUCCAGAUUCUCAUCUUUGUAACCUUCGCCGGGAUGAAGGUGUCAGACAUUGAGUCAGUUGCUCGUGCAGUGCUGCCCAAAUUUUAUUUGAGCGAUCUCCAUCCCGAGUCAUGGCGGGUGUUCUCAUCAUGUGGAAAGCGUUGUGUUCUUACCGCAAACCCCAGGAUAAUGGUUGAGGCAUUUCUGAAAGAUUUUUUGGGAGCUGAUUUAGUUUUGGGGACUGAGAUAGCCACUUAUAAGGGUAGGGCAACUGGGUUUGUUUGUGAUCCAGGUGUACUUGUGGGCAAGAACAAGGCAUAUGCUCUCAACAAGACUUUUGGAGAGACCCAGCCUGAGAUUGGGCUGGGUGAUCGUCACACUGAUUUUCCCUUCAUGGCUUCAUGCAAGGAGGGCUAUAUUGUGGCAGCCAAACCAGAGGUUAAGGCGGUAACAAGUGACAAGCUUCCCAAGCCCAUCAUCUUCCACGACAGCCGCCUCGUCCAAAAGCCAACUCCUCUCACGGCACUCCUCACCCUUCUCUGGAUCCCCAUAGGCUUCCCACUCGCAUGCUUGCGAAUCGCCGCUGGCUCACUCCUCCCCAUGCGCAUUGUCUACCACGCUUUCUGGGCACUGGGUGUCCGAGUCUCCGUCAAGGGUUCCCCACCUCCUGUUGCCAAAAAGUCAAUAGGCCAGUCAGGCGUGCUAUUCAUCUGCUCCCACCGAACCCUCCUUGACCCAAUAUUCCUCUCCGCAGCGCUCGGCCGUCCCAUUCCUGCAGUCACGUACUCCGUCUCCCGCCUCUCCGAGUUAAUCUCCCCUAUCAAAACCAUUCGCCUAAGCCGAGAUCGAGUCACAGACGCAGCUAUGAUAAAGAAACUGCUUGAAGAAGGUGACCUAGCUAUUUGCCCGGAAGGAACCACUUGCCGUGAGCCUUUCCUUCUCAGGUUCUCAGCAUUGUUUGCUGAACUGACUGACCAGCUUGUUCCAGUGGCUAUGAUGAACCGCAUGAGCAUGUUCCAUGGAACAACAGCAAGAGGGUGGAAAGGGAUGGACCCAUUUUUCUUCUUCAUGAAUCCAAGCCCAGCGUAUGAGGUAACGUUCUUGAACAAGCUGCCCCUGGAACUUACUUGCAGUUCGGGGAAAUCUAGCCAUGAGGUGGCCAACUACAUGCAGAGGGUGAUUGCUGCCACUCUUUCCUAUGAAUGCACUAGCUUUACCAGGAAAGAUAAGUACCGAGCACUCGCUGGAAAUGAUGGGACCGUGCCCAAAAAACCUCUGCUAUAUCCCGACAAAGUCAUGGGAUGCUGA